This is a messenger RNA of Puntigrus tetrazona (Sumatra barb), 1995 nucleotides long. RefSeq names its product RAD23 homolog B, nucleotide excision repair protein (gene rad23b). Gene Ontology annotation, cellular component: nucleoplasm; cytosol. Gene Ontology annotation, molecular function: ubiquitin binding; proteasome binding; damaged DNA binding. Gene Ontology annotation, biological process: nucleotide-excision repair; proteasome-mediated ubiquitin-dependent protein catabolic process. The transcript has 10 exons. The record is from RefSeq and is a predicted model, not a curated record. Bases 132 to 1247 code for a protein of 371 amino acids. Lineage: Eukaryota; Metazoa; Chordata; Actinopteri; Cypriniformes; Cyprinidae.
GGGGGACGUGCCGUCGAGUGUUUAUGCGCGUAAUGGCGGCGGACAGGCUGUGAUGAGCCACGGCGAAAAAACAGAGCCAGCGAUCCAGCCCUCGGUCAGUUUCCACAGCGGCGACACGGAAGAACGCCAAAAUGCAGAUCACGCUGAAAACCCUCCAGCAGCAGACGUUUAAAAUCGACAUCGACGCGGAGGAGACGGUAAAGGCCUUAAAGGAAAAAAUAGAGAAUGAAAAGGGAAAAGAUAACUUUCCAGUGGCGGGGCAGAAGUUGAUAUACGCAGGCAAGAUCCUGAGCGAUGACACGGCUCUGAAGGAGUACAAGAUAGAUGAGAAGAACUUUGUGGUGGUUAUGGUAGCAAAGCCCAAAGCCGCUCCCGCAUCGGCCCCGUCAUCAGCUGCCACAGCGUCCAGCACUACAGCGACCCCGACCCCUUCCACCGGCCCGGCCGCAGAAACCCCGUCUGAGAGCACCACCGAAGAGGACAAACCCGCCGAGGAGAAGCCCUCCAGUGGCGCUGAGCCCUCCUCUACACCCGCCAGUUCUUUGCCAAACGCAAACAUAUUUGAAGAGGCGACGUCUGCGCUGGUGACGGGUCAGUCGUACGAGAACAUGGUGACGGAGAUCAUGCUGAUGGGAUACGAGAGAGACCGAGUGGUGGCGGCACUGAGAGCCAGUUUCAACAACCCUGACCGCGCCGUGGAGUACCUGCUGACGGGUAUUCCUGCGGAGAGCGAGGGGAGUGUGGGAGGUGCUGACCCCGUGGUUCCUGCGGGGGGCGCUCCUACUGCGUCCACAGGCCUCUCUUCACCGUCCAGCACCGCCCCGUCACAGCCCAGCUCAGGAUCAGGGGCCAAUCCUCUGGAGUUCCUGAGGAACCAGCCGCAGUUCCUGCAGAUGAGACAGAUCAUCCAGCAGAACCCGUCUCUCCUACCAGCUCUCCUACAGCAGAUUGGCAGAGAGAACCCGCAGCUCCUGCAGCAAAUCAGCAGCCAUCAGGAGCAGUUCAUUCAGAUGCUUAAUGAGCCGGUGCAGGAGGCGGGACAAGGAAGUGGUGGUGGGGGCGUGGCCGAGGCAGGAGGCGGGCACAUGAACUACAUCCAGGUCACACCCCAGGAGAAAGAAGCUAUUGAGAGGCUAAAAGCCCUUGGAUUCCCAGAAGGACUCGUUAUACAGGCAUACUUUGCUUGUGAGAAGAAUGAAAAUUUGGCUGCAAACUUCCUUUUACAACAGAACUUUGAUGAUGAUUAGAGGAGUGGCACCCGAUCAUUUUCCCCUCUUUUUUUUUUUUUUUUUUUUUUGGUUUAGUUUUUUUUUUUUUUUUUUUUUUUUUUUUUGAAUGAUCUUUUUUUUUGAGAAGAAAAUCUAUACAAACACACACACACUCUGACACAAACACACAGGCUGUCGUAUUCUGUCUAAAUUCUACACACUGGAUGACAUGAGCACGUCCGUCUGGAGACGAGCGCAUCUUUUGUUUGUCUCCAGGGGCAGAAAUCAGUAAAAGCCUCUUUGCUUCAUCUAACACUUGCCUGUGUGAUACCUGUUUUUCAUUUGUUCUUUUUUAUGACCAAUAAAAUAAUUUUCUCCAUCGCUACGACAUGUUAGCAGGUUCAGGGGCCUCAUGAAAUUAGUUUUCCAUGAAUUGGGAAUCCUAAUGGAUUGGGACGUUUGGUUUAAUAACAUUAUCAGUGUCCCGGUUCAGGGCAGUGUUUUUCUUUUGUUUAUCACUCUCUUUUUUUUUUCUCAUUCGAGGUGACCAUUAAUAGGGAUCCUAAAUACUGCGGUUUUAAAUGACAGUGAAGAUUUUAAAAGUAAGCGAAUGGAGUUUGGUUUCUCUCUUUGAGGAUCUUACUGUGGGUGUUAUGAAUGAUACUGACACAUGCAGCCCUUUCAUAUACAUUAAGAACCAUUAAACGCAUGUAUAUGACUUCCAUAGUUUGACGUCAAUAUCACUAUACUGUCAUUUUUACAGGGAAAUAAACGUUUUCAACGUAAA